CAAAAGAAAACCUGCGCAUAGGUAAAUUUGCAAACAUCAUUAACAAAUUACAUUAUUUUCAAAUAAAAACACAUUUAUAUUGUAUUUGUAAAAUUAGGUGUUUUAAAUAUAUUCCAUUAUAUUUAAAAAGUGCAAUCUAAGUGUAGUUUUAAUUAUAUUUUAUGCAAUUUCUUAAAAUAAGAUUUUUAGUGUUGUUUAUUGAAAUAACAUUGUAGUGUAUUUGAAUUGAUGUGGUUGGAGACCAGACCCCUGUGGUACCCCUCAUGUCAUUUUACAUGCUUCUGAACUUAUAUUAGUUUAGUGUACAAUUCAAUUUCCACUUUUGUGUCUUUAACAUGAUAAAAAAAAAUAAAAAUAAAAUAAAAUCAUAAAAUAUGUUACACCAGUGGAAUAUAUUCAGAAUCUCACAGCUACACAAACAAAGAGCAUUUUAUAAAGAAUUCCUUCAGUGUGUCACUGAAUAGCCGCAUUCCCCCCGCCUGGUGAACCCGUCGCCUGGUCCCGACAAUCCAAUUUAGGGAUCUUUCCAUCUGGAAUUAGCUUGUUUUGACCGUGUUGCAAGGCACCACGGGAAGUCAGGGGGCUUACGGCUUAGCGCUAUAAAGGCGUUGAGCCGACCUCGACUUCCCCGCUGGCGCUUCGGACCUUCACCCGGAUUUCAGGUUUCCUGCGCGUACGUUUCCUGCAAAAAUGGUUCUGGACGAUUCCGACGUGGAGAUGAUUGUGACUGACGAAGUUGCUGAGCACGAUGUGGAGACCCCCUACGGAAGACUCCACUGCACCAUGCGGGGGGUCCCCAAAGGGGAGCGGCCCGUCAUCCUCACCUUCCACGACAUCGGACUCAACCACAAAACGUGCUGGGAUUCGCUGUUCACCCACGAGGACAUGGCGGAGAUCCUGAACCACUUCGCCGUGUGUCACGUGGACGCCCUCGGCCAGCACGAGGCCGCUAACACCUUUUCCACUGGCUACGAGUAUCCGACCAUGGACGAACUCUCCGAGACGCUCCCGCUGGUGCUGAAGCAUUUCGGGUUGAAGUCUGUUAUUGGAUUAGGGAUGGGAGCCGGAGCCUACAUGCUGACCAAAUUCGCCCUUGAUUACCCGAAAAUGGUGGAAGGUCUGGUGCUCAUCAACAUCAACCCGUGUGCCGAGGGCUGGAUGGACUGGGCUGCGCACAAGAUCACCGGCUGGACCCACGCCUUGCCCGAUCUGAUCAUCAGCCAUCUCUUCGGCAAGGAGGAGAUCCACAACAACCAGGAACUGGUGGCCACGUACCGCCACCACAUCUUGAAGGACAUGAACCAGUUCAACCUGCAGCUCUUCAUCAAGGCCUACGAAAGUCGGAGGGACCUGGAGAUCGAGAGGCCGGUCCCAGGAAGCAACGUCAGAACCCUCAAGUGUCCGUCCCUUCUGGUGGUUGGGGACAGCUCGCCUGCUGUGGACGCUGUGGUGGAGUGCAACACCAAACUGGACCCCACAAAAGCGACCCUGCUUAAGAUGGCCGACUGUGGGGGCAUGCCCCAGGUUGACCAGCCCGGCAAGCUGACAGAGGCGUUCAAGUACUUCAUUCAGGGCAUGGGAUACAUGCCGUCCGCCAGCAUGACCCGCCUGCUGCGCUCUCGCACGGCGUCGGGUUCCAGCGUGACGUCCGCCGAGGGCUCGCGUUCGCGCUCGCACACCCACGAGGGCAACCGCUCGCGCUCGCACACCAACGAGGGCCCGCGCUCGCGGUCCCACACGGCCGACCACCAGCGGGGCCACGCCCCCGCGGCCGACGCCGCCCCCGCCGUGGACCAGGCCAUGCUCAAGGCCCCCGAAGUGUCUUGUUAAAUCGGCAACAACAAAAAAAAAACAUCUUGUUUAACCCUUCUUUGUUUGCUGCACCACUGUCAACAUGUUUUUAAAAAAAUCUGGAUUAGGAGGGUUGGACCUGUGCUUUUGGGUCUGGUGAUGGUGUAGUGUGUAGAUGUAUCGCUAGGGGGUGACAGAGAGCUCGUGCGUCAUUUUAUGUCUCUUCACCCUGUUUUUUUUUUUUUGUAUCAAACGGACACAUAUGUUGACUUCAACGCAUUUUCACUCGCUGUUGGGGCAGUGUAACACUUGCCCCAUAUGAAAAAUCUCCACUGCUGGGCAAAAUUUGUGGGGAAUGAUUUAAAAAAUAAAAAAAUCUGGAUCUGAUGGGGCAAUGCAACAUUUGCCCCAUAUGCGAACUGCUCAGCAAAAUUUGUGAGGCAUGAUUACAAACCCGAAUAUUUUUCUACGACAGCGCCAUCUUCUGGGUCUAGCGGGGCGCUGCCCCCGUGGACCACACCAUGACAAAGGCAGUGUGUGUUUUUUUUUUUUUUUUGUGCGUGUCCAUUUCAAAUUAGGGUUAGGAGGAUUCAUUGAACCGGUGCUGUUGAGCCUGGUGAUGAUGUAGUGUGUCGGGGCAUCGUUAGGGGGCGACAGAGAGCGCGGAGGAAGCUUGUUGUGUUUCAUUAUUUGUCUCUUGCUGUUUGUUUUUUUGGUUUUUAUUUACCAUACUGACUGCUUACUCAUUAUUGCAAAUUUUCGCAUUUAUUUUACUUUCCUUCCGCUUGGAAACAAACAUUAAGAAGGAAAAACAUACAACAUUAAGGGACAUACUUGUUUUUUUAAUCAAAACCACUCUAAAUCGAAAAGCUUUAUUAAUAAUGCCGGCAGGAAAAAAAACAAUUAACGUUUUUUUUAUACACUUUUUUUUCUAUACAAUCAAGCACAACGGAACGAAGCGGCGCCAUGCCGUUGUUCACUUUGUGUGUGUAUGUGUGAGACAUAAAAUUAUUGUUUUUGUUGUUAAUAAUAAUAACAACGGCAUAGAGCUUAGCUGCCGCUCUGUCUCUCUCCUCUCUUGGCUUGCACUACGUUGGCCAACAUUUGCUUUUGUUGGAGCUUUUUGACGGCUUUGUAAAGAGGCGGCAUAACAGUUUGUAUUUAUUAAGAAAAAAAAUUACAUUAAAAAAAAAUGCUAACUUGUAACUCA
Messenger RNA from Phyllopteryx taeniolatus (common seadragon), 3001 nucleotides. It is a transcript of the gene ndrg1a, whose product is annotated as N-myc downstream regulated 1a. The record is from RefSeq and is a predicted model, not a curated record. Lineage: Eukaryota; Metazoa; Chordata; Actinopteri; Syngnathiformes; Syngnathidae. Gene Ontology annotation, biological process: signal transduction. Gene Ontology annotation, cellular component: cytoplasm. Bases 691 to 1830 code for a protein of 379 amino acids. The transcript has 14 exons.